CAACAAUACGAUGUUUUUUGUUUUAUCACAUUAGUGAGAGCAAUUGCACCAAUUGUUAUUCGGCAGUCCAAUUCUAUGAAACGGUCACAGUUAAAAUAGUGUCAAUUCUACCAUUUUCUUUUCUAUGCAUUCAUCACAAAUAAAAUGUCACAAGUUUCACAACCUUUGGCGGUUUGAUAAUCGGUAGAUUCACAUAACAAUCGACCAGUGGAACAAUCCUUACGCCAUUUUGGCCAUUUAUCUCUGUAAUUUGCUUUGCCUAUUUGUCCACUUUUGUUUACAUUCUACUCACUUGAAAAUCGUACAGAAUGGAAAUCAAGAUUGAGAGCAAUAAUUUGUUUUUUGACGUAAACAAGAUUUGCCGGGUGUGUUUAUCCGAAAAGGAGCAAAUGAGAUCUGUAUUUAUGCAGGAUGAAUCCACAGGACAAUCAGUGAUUCUUGCUGAAAUGCUGAUGGGAUUUUCUGCUGUUCAGGUAGGUUGUUGAAAACUACUAGAUGUUCAUAUCUAGGAAUAUUUUGAUCUGCAUUCAUGUGUUGUAAGGGAGGGCAUAGUAGAUCUGCUGAGGCCCAUAGGCAAAAUAGUCCUAAGCAAUCUAGAGCCAUUGUUUUAAAAUAUACCAGCACUGGUAUAUUACUAUAGGUCUCAUAAAAGAAAUGAUAAGCCAUUGAAGAGCAAAAAUGCCAUACUUCAUAAUGGAGUAUUUCAUACUAUGUAGUUGCAUCAAGCCUCUUCAAAGCUUGGGGCCCUGGUGGACAAUUUUAUCAAUCCUAUUAUGGCCAUAUCUCGACCAGAUAGAAAAUGGUGAUGGACUUCCAACCCUUAUAUGUCUCCAAUGUGUUCACCAAAUAAGCAGAUGCUAUUCUUUUAAACAACUAUGUGAGCAGUCAGAUAUAAAUCUGAGGCAUUACCUGGGUAAACCAGUGCCACCAAAACAAAAUAAAGUAGAAGAAACUCAAAACAAUGAAUAUCCUACUUCUCUCUUCUUAGACAACUUUGGCCUGGAUUCAUCAUCUGAUGAUAGUGAUGAAGAUGACUAUAGAGAUGAUUUCUUAACUUUGCCACCAAUUUUAUCAAACAAUACAAAUGAUGAAAAGGUUAUUGCACAGAAACAGCUUCUAAAGGCAGCUAAAUUACAAAAAAUGAAGAUAAACAAAAGAAAGAUUUUAAGCAAAGGGAGCAAAGUAGCCGCUACUAAGAAACAGAAACGCAACCUCAAUCAGUGCAACGUAUGCAGGAAACAAUUUGUGAAUUUGAAAGCAUUUAGAAAGCACCUGCGAACGCAUAUAGAGGACAGACCAUACAAAUGCAAACUUUGCCAACGUGGGUUCACAGAGGAAAACUACCUUAAUAACCAUAUGCGGACACAUUUGCCUGAUGAACAGAAACCUCAUGAGUGUAACGUGUGUAAUAAAAGAUUUAUACAUGCGACGCUUUUGAGCAAGCAUCUUUUGAAACAUAGUGGUGAAAAACCAUAUGUCUGCAAAAUAUGUAAUAAGGGGUGUUAUGCUGAAAAUAGCCUUCUUAAGCAUAUGAAGAUCCAUGAGAAGAAAGAAGGUGAUCCAGCAUUACUGAAACAUAUCUGUGAUUAUUGUAAAACUGAGUUUCCUGAUGCACAAGUUCUAUCAGUACAUAUUAAGCAGCAUACCGGCGCCAGGCCAUUUGUAUGCAAUAUUUGUGGAAAAAACUUUCCACAGAGGUUCAACCUCGAACUUCAUCUUAGAACUCAUACAGGAGAAAGGCCAUUCAAGUGCGAGGUGUGCAAAAAUGGUUAUGUAUCAAAGGCGAGCCUUAAAAUCCACAUGAGAACACACACAAAUGAGAGGCCGUUUGUCUGUGAUUUUUGCGGUAAAGCGUUCAGACAGUCUGGAGAUCUCACUAGUCACAAGCGACUUCAUGGAACUGAUAAGCCUAUUGAGUGUACUGUGUGCCAAAAAAGAUUCACAACCUUGAUGAAGCUGAAAUAUCACAUGCGCAACCACACCGGCGAGAGGCCGUACGUGUGCAAUGUGUGCGGCCGGGGAUUCACCGUGAACACAAUCUUGCUGCGACACAUGCGCGUCCAUUCGGGCGAACGGCCGUACGUUUGCGUCAUAUGCGGCAAGGCGUUCUCGCAAAGCAGUACGCUGAACACGCACAUGAAAGUACAUGCGUCACCGCCUAAGCAAGAUCAUGAAGAACAACCGCAACAGAAGGAUAUGAUGAAGUUCCAGAUUAAUAAUGAGAAGUAUCAAGCUUCGACACCAGCCCAGCAACAGGUAGUAGUACAGUGUCAGUCCCAACCGCCAGCCUCCCAGGUACAGGAACAUACGUCACGAAUGCUCGAGGCCGACCAACGUAUGCCAAGCAACGAUAUGAGGAUGAUGCCUGCUGAUAAUACCCGAAUGAUAGCGACCAGUGACAAUUCUCACAUUGGAUUGAUGGACAACACCCGGUUGGUCACAAACGAUGGUACCACAUUGUUGGUCAAUAUUGCCGACAGUCUCAGGGUGUUCGUCAACGACAAUAAUAAUACCAGAUUGAUUACCAACGACAACAGGAUAGUGAUGACUCAAGAUAACAGACUGGUGGCCAACAUGAAUGAUAACAGCAGAAUCACUACUGUUGUAGAUAGCACUAGAAUUUUGACUGAUAAGUACCUUACUAGUUAUGAUCCUUAUCAUCGUGGACAUUUAUGAAAGGAGGAUAAUUUAUAAUAGACUUGUAAUAUACUCAAGUGCAAAAGUGGAAUGGAAUGUAGAAUUGAAAAGUGUGUCUUUUGUUUAAUUUUAAUGUUGUUUUAAUUAUGGGGAGUCUAAUAUCUACAUACAUAGUCAAAAUGAUUAUACUAUUGAAUUGCAGGUGCUUUGAAAGCAUUUUUUCUCAAGUGAACAUUUUUGAAUCAUAAGGUUGUCCUUUUCCUAGGAAUCUGUUGGAUUUAAAUAUAUAGUGUUUUAUCAUUUAAACCCAUGUAUAAAGACUGAUAAUGCAUAUUAAAAAAAAAUUUAAGUUUUCUAAACUUUUAUGGUAUUUUUCAUACUGAAAUUGUAAUAUUGUUUCACUGGAUAUAGUAUCAUCGAAACAGGAUACAUUCUUUUAAUAGUGAUUAUACUUUUAGACAUUUCACAUUUUUUGUAUGCUGU
Molecule: messenger RNA, 3120 nt
Organism: Acanthoscelides obtectus
Lineage: Eukaryota; Metazoa; Arthropoda; Insecta; Coleoptera; Chrysomelidae
Source: the annotation of a GenBank genome assembly